AUGGCUGAGCCAAGUGCAGGGAUGCAUUGUUACGAGUCUGAAGAGCUGGAUUCUGUUGCAAGUGAUGAUGAAGACAGUCAGCAAGCAGCAUUUCCUCAAGCUAAUCCCGAUGCUCUAGUGCGGGACGUAAGGCUGGAGGUUGGGAUGGAAUUUGAGAAUCUAGAGCAGUUCAAAAAGGCAGUUAGGAAGUUCAACAUCAACCUAGGGCGCAGCAUAUUCUUUCCUAGAGUUGAUUCAACUAGGUGCAAAGCCAUAUGUUAUGAGGAGGAUUGCCCAUGGCAGAUAUAUUGUGCAAAACGGUCAUUUCCAUUAAGCUUCCAGGUGAAGAACUUUGUCAACAAACAUACCUGCAGCAGAGUUAGUAAGAACAAAUCUGCGGAUGGUAAAUGGGUUGUAGAAGAGCUUGAGGACAAGAUCCGUGACCAUCCAGACAUGAGUCAAAGGCAGGUACAGGACUUUUUCAAGAAGGAGUUUGAUGUGAUUGUGAAUGAGAGGAAGAUAUACCGUGCAAUGGUGAAGGCGAAAGAACUAAUAGAAGGAUCGGAGAUAGCUCAGUAUGCACUUCUUCGGGAUUAUGCUAAUGAGAUAAUAAGGACCAACCCUGGCUCAACCGUGAGGAUUAGCACUGAUUAUGUCGAAGGGACUGGGUAUAAAUUCAAACAGAUUUACAUAUGCUUGCAAGGUUGUAAGAAGGGCUUUACCAAUGGCUGUAGGCCCUUUAUCGGGUUAGAUGGUACCUUUCUCAAGGGAUACUACCCUGGGCAAUUGUUGACUGUGAUCGGUCACGAUGCCAAUAACCAUAUAUACCCUAUAGCCUAUGCUGUGGUGGAGUGCGAAUGCAAGGAUAGUUGGAAGUGGUUUCUUGAACUUCUCCAAGAAGACUUAGGAGACGCAGCAAUCAACGGAAUCAACUUUAUGUCAGAUAUGCAGAAGGUAAUGCUAUCAAUUCUUAUUGUUCCUGGCCUCAUCCCUGCUAUGCGUGAAGUAAACCCAGGAGCUCAUCAUAGAUACUGUGCUAUGCACAUAUGGCAGAACUUCAGAAAACAGUGGGGUGAUACAGAGUUGAAGCUGGCAAUGUGGAGGUGUGCCAAGGCCACAACCACCCAAGAAUUCAAAGCUGUUUUGGAUCGGAUCAGACGGGUUAAUCCACAUGCUUGGGAGUAUCUGAACAGGAUCCCUCCAAGUCAAUGGAGUAGGUCUGGAUUUAGCGAAUACCCAAAGUCGGACAAUUAUACAAACAACAAUUGUGAAUCCUUCAAUUCUAGAAUCAAGAAGAUGAGAGGGAAGCCUAUUAUAACUAUGCUGGAAGAAAUAAGGGUUUACAUGAUGAGCAUAAUUGCUAGAAAUAAGAAGGCAUUGGUGGGAUAUAACGGAGUCAUUGCUCCGGUGCAGCAGAGUAGGCUGGAAAAAGAAAAAAGGGAGAGCAAUAAGUGGCGGCCGUUCCCCACUGGUGAUGAUCCUGGAAAUGUGUAUGAGGUUCAGUGCUUGCCACAUAAGGUUAUGGUGGACAUAGGAAAGAGGACUUGCAGUUGCAGAUUCUGGCAACUGACUGGCUUGCCAUGCAGGCAUGCAUGUGCUGCCCUUGCAUACCAGAAUAGGCGACCAGAGGAGCAUGCACACAACUGGCUUUCCAUGGGGGCAUAUAACAGCACCUACCAGUUCGUCAUCCAACCUGUCCCAAGUCAAGAAUACUGGGAGCAUGUUGAUCUACCCCCUGUACUGCCACCAGUAUACAAGAAGCAGAUUGGGAGGCCAAAGUCGAAGAGAGACAAAAAGAAUGACGCCCCAAAGACACCCACCCCAGAUCCACAUAGGGCCCCCAGAAAGUAUGGCCCCAUCACCUGCAAGUACUGCCUAAAGACUGGACAUAACAGUCGCAGCUGCCCCAAGAAAAAAGAGGCAAUGGCUGGGAGUGCUGGGGGACAAACUUCAAGUCAACAGCCAGCCGCUGAGGAUGACGAAGAGGAGGCGGCAAGACUGGAGGAAAUGUUCUGGGAGGAAACUCUUGAAGCUGUUGAAGCAGCUGAAGCAGCAGCAACUCAGCCCCCGCCUGAGACUACCCCAGUUAGGCCACCCAUUGCAAAAAGGCCACCAAAGAAGAGGAAGAAUGUGAGGAGACCGCCACCAACUACCCAGCAACCACGACCUCCUCCACCUAUUGUCAGCCCAACAAGACCAACUACUACUAGUCCACCACCCCCAGCCUCUGAUGUGCCACCCACCGUGACACCUCAAACUAUGCAAGCUGCCUCCCAGGGAAUUACAUCAAGGUUCAUGGAGUUCAUGCCAACUCCCACAGUUCGAGUAUCAACCUCAAGGAGGUGGCCGCAGCCAGCCUUCCGUCCACCAGCCAAAAGGGGGUCAACAACUGCACACUUGAAGGAGGGGUCGAGCGGAAGCAGCAACUCCACUCCAAUUCCGUGA
This is a messenger RNA of Arachis ipaensis, 2424 nucleotides long. The record is from RefSeq and is a predicted model, not a curated record. NCBI's taxonomy places the organism in Eukaryota, Viridiplantae, Streptophyta, Magnoliopsida, Fabales, Fabaceae.